Messenger RNA from Closterium sp. NIES-67, 1900 nucleotides. The record is from the annotation of a GenBank genome assembly. NCBI's taxonomy places the organism in Eukaryota, Viridiplantae, Streptophyta, Zygnematophyceae, Desmidiales, Closteriaceae.
GCACAAGCAGCUAACAGGCAUCUCAUUCUAAGAAGCAUCUCACAGCCUGAGAACGGAACGGAAUAAUGUCGCAUUUUCACAUAGAAAUGCCAGCUAGGUCCAUUGUACUGGUGGUCAUGGCGUGCUUCAUAGUACUUACAUCAGCUGUCUCGUCCUGGUGGCAAGCAACGAGGCCUGGUGCUUCCCAAGGAUGAAUCCACGCUGGACGAGUCAAGAUGGACUCUCCCGGGAAAUGCGCGCUUGUGCCUCGAGGAAAUCGACGACUUCGUCGCGAGUCCUACUCUCGAGAUAGUACCUCAGGCCAGCAUGCUUCGUGAAGCGUUUUGCGAGGAAGGCGACGGCGUCAACCGCGGCGUCGCUGGGUCGUCGCCGAGCCUCCGUUUGUCGCAAGAAAAAAACAGGCUGAAUCUGUCGGCAUUUAAGCAUCUCUGGAAGGCAUCCUAACGCAUCUGGCUGCCUUUGGUGUGUCCGACUCCUCUUCAGCGCAGCAGCGACGAAUUUCCUCCACCCCUCCCAAGUCCAGCAGCCUCCUGUGGCCCUCCUGACCACGCCUGUUUCUCUCAGCCACAGAAUCUUCCCCUUAACUCUCAUCCACCUUUUGAACCCGCCAUCAGCCAAACCCGUUUGCAGCCAUGGGGCUCCACGAAUCCCUCCGUCUCCUCCGCGUCAUCGUCUCUCUCUCCCUCCUCGCCACGCUGGCAUCCCUCACCACGGCGCAGCCGCAGCAGCGCGGGCUGGUGGAUCUGAAGACGAUCCCCGAGAACUCCGUGUCGUCGUGGUCGCUGCAGGGGCCGCCCGGGCUGCGCAAGGAGAGCAGCCCGGGACAGUUCAAGCUGGUGGGGCCCGUUGUGAUCAACGUACUCAAAGUCAUCCGCCCUCAGUUCACGCCUGUUCAGGCCGAGUGGCUGUCCUCCAAUCUGACAUCAGACCCUUCCACGUGGACAGCUUUCAUUGCGCCACCUGCAGGCCCCGGCGAAUUUGCGAAUCUGACCUUAGAGAACCCUGUGGUGCAGAUCUGGGGCGGCCGUUUUAACAUCGACAACACGACGAGCGACUAUUCGUUCACGCCCGAAAACACGAGGCUGCUCUUCUCCCGUGUCUCGGGCAGCCUGCUGCGAUCUGAUGUGGACAAGCAGAAUGUGGUGAUCACACUGCCUGCGGAAAAUAUCCCCACGCUGAAUGGGAAAUUCAUCCGAAGGGGUCCCGUUUUUGAGCUCAUUUCUGGUGGCGAGCUGGACAUCCCACUCCGUGUCAUUUUCGCAGCCAUUGCUCCCCCUCGUCGUGGGCCUCCUCCUCCCGGUCCGGGCAUCACUGCCUCCUUUGCCCGCAUCCUGCUCUCCUUCAAGGCAGCUGGAGUGUUCCGCAAAUAAGGGUGAUCCGGCUCCCGGCGGCGCACCUCUCCCCUUCUCUGCGCCAUGCUCUCCUUGUUUCCCCUCCUUUCUUCUUGUCUCCCCACUCCCCUACCCUGCCCCUUCCCCGCCUCUCUGACUCUUCCCAGUGCGGUGGUUGUCGCACUUGGUGUUGAGUCAGGCCCUCCUCCUCCUGGGCCUAAUUUCCCUGACGAAGUUGUCAUGCAAGUCAAGCUCAGCCUUCAAGCCAUUGGUCGCCAGCAUCCCCGAUCCACUGGCCCGCAUCCCGCACCUGCUGGUCCGGGCAGGGAGCCUCCCCCUCUGGCCGGCGUCCCUUCCCCUGCCCCUGCUCCUGGCCCCGCCCCUGUUCCUGCCCCUGCCCCUGCCCCUGGCCCUGGCCCUGUUCCUGCACCUGCUCCCACCCCAGCUACCGAGAAAUAGGUCCCCUUGUGGGGCCAGUAGAGGAUUUAGGACGUGAGCAUGUUGUGUAUGUUAGAAUACGAGAAUGAUUUACUAGGAAGAGAAAUCUAGAACAAAUACCUGUUGGGUUG